Messenger RNA from Rana temporaria (common frog), 2756 nucleotides. RefSeq names its product zinc finger protein 503 (gene ZNF503). Bases 414 to 2054 code for a protein of 546 amino acids. Lineage: Eukaryota; Metazoa; Chordata; Amphibia; Anura; Ranidae. Gene Ontology annotation, cellular component: nucleus. The transcript has 2 exons. The record is from RefSeq and is a predicted model, not a curated record. Gene Ontology annotation, biological process: negative regulation of DNA-templated transcription.
ACCUAGAAGAGGAGGAGGGGGGAGAAGAGAGAGAAGAGAGAAGGGGGACGUCACAUCCCCUUGACCCUCCAAUCACCUCGGGGUCCCAUUUGAUUGGAAGGCGGCAAAGGCUUUAAUCUCCGCUCUAAUUCGGAGCCUUUUGAAGUGGCUGAGUGUGGCAGAGCUGCGGCUGUGUGCGGAGAGAGCGGAGAGAGAAGAGAAGAGAGAGGAGAGAGAGAGAGAGUGGGCGCUGCUGGCUGCGAGCGGAUGGGACGCGUCUCUUCUCCUAUACUGGAUAUCAUAUCAGGACACUGACACCCAUCGGAUCUAAUACACACAGGAUUAUACACCGGGAUCCUUACCGGGGACCUACCUUCACCUCCACCUGGGGUCCGUCUCCCCCAUUCUACCCCACCAAUGCCUGUCCGGGGGACAUGAUCAGCUCGCCAGUGGCUUCUGGAAGUCGUGAGAGUCCUACAACCCGGGAGAUCGGAGACAACUCGGGGACACCUACCGGAGGAACCCUCCGACAGUUCCAUCACAGAGCCUUCAUCCACUCCGUGCCCCCCAGCGACCCCCUCCGCCAGGCCGGGCGACUGCCCAUCAAAGUGCUCAAGAUGCUGACAGCCCGGAGCGGACACAUCCUGCACCCCGAAUAUCUGCAACCCCUACCUUCUACCCCGGUCAGCCCCAUCGAGCUGGAUGCCAAGAAGAGCCCCCUCGCCCUGCUGGCCCAGACAUGCUCCCAGAUCGGCAAGCCGGACCCAUCCCCAUCCAAGCUGUCCUCAGUGACCGGCUCCUCCAGCGGGUCUGAUAAGGAGUCCAAGUCCGGUCCGCUGAAGCUGAGUGACAUCGGAGCCGAGGACAAGUCGAGCUUCAAGCCUUACUCCAAAGGUCAGGACAAGAAGGAGUCCAGCUCGUCCGAUAAAUCUGGAUUCCGGGUGCCCAGCGCCGCCUGUCCACCCUUUACCCCUCGGACUGGCAGCCCCAGCUCCCCCCGCACCCCUCCACCAUCUUCCGAGUCCAAAUCCUCGGGGGAGUGCUCAGAGAAGAAGGACGCGGAGCAGUGUACGAAGAGCGGCUCCUCUGAUAGCGGAUCGCACGGGAGGCGGAGCGUGGAGCUCCAGCAGAAUCACCGGGAGGGGACCCCGGGCUGUAAGAGCCUUUCUGCUGCUCCUUCCCCCACUCCGGUCUCCUCUUCCUCCAGCUCCUCUGGCUCCAUGUUGGGAUCCGGUCUAGUGGCCCCUGUGUCCCCCUACAAACCAGGUCACACGGUCUUUCCUCUGCCCCCGGCUGGCAUGUCCUACCCUGGCAGCCUGGCCGGAGCCUAUGCCAGCUACCCUCCCCAGUUCCUGGCACAUGGAGUCUCCUUGGACCCUACCAAGGGGAACUCUUUGCAGUUGAGUAGCCUAGGCUGCCCCAGUAAGUCUUCUGCCUCCAGUCCCCUAACAGGGGCCUCUCCACCAUCUGUAAUGACUGCCAGUCUGUGUAGGGACCCCUACUGCCUCAGCUACCACUGCGCCUCCCAGUUGGGUGCCAGCGCCUCCUGUGCACAUGACCUCAAAUCUGGAUACCCCCUGGUGUACCCCAGUCAUACCCUCCAUGGGGUCUCUCCACCUUCUCUACCCGGGCACCCCCUCUACCCCUAUGGUUUCAUGCUUCCCAACGACCCCCAGCCCCAUGUAUGCAACUGGGUUUCAGCCACAGGCCCUUGUGACAAGCGCUUCUCCUCCUCCGAGGAACUUCUGGGCCACCUGCGGACACACACAGCCUUCCCAGGCUCCGCGGACAAACUGUUGCCUGGAUAUCCGAGCUCCUCGUCCCUGGCCGCCGCUGCCAUGGCUUGCCAUAUGCACAUGCCACCCACAGGGGCCUCCCACAGCCCUCUGACUCUGCGGAGCCCUCACCACCAUCCCCUGGGACUCAGCAGCAGCCGCUACCAUCCUUAUUCCAAGAGCCCUCUGCCUUCAGGGGGUGCCCCAGUGCCAAUGCCAGCAGCCACAGGACACUACUACUCCCCCUAUGCACUCUAUGGGCAAAGACUUACAACAGCUUCUGCUCUAGGAUACCAAUGACUACCUUGGCCUUGGCCUUUAUAACUCCUACCAUAGGAGACAAAAUAAGACUUGAUUGUUUUUUUUGUUUUUUUUUUCUAUUGAAAAAAAAUAAAUAGAUUUUGGUGUUCAUUUGAGGACUGGAUCCAUGGACACUUAUUUAUUUAUGUUAGCUCCAAGCAGACUCAAAAGUGCAUUUCUGGACAGGUAAAGUGGAAACUCCCCUUGUAGAGUUAUAAAUAACAGGGACACAAUAAUGCUUUUUUCUCUUUAAUGUUACUUAAACAAACAAAAAAAGUAAAAAAGAAAAAAAAAUGACUGCUUUUAUUGUAUUGUAUCUUAUUUAACGUCUGUUUGGGUACAAGCCCACCCCCCCUCCUCCAAAAUCUUAAACACAGUGCAUGUUUGUUACUAAAACAACCAGCAGUUUGUCAUAAUUUCAAAUUGCCGUUAUUUUUAAGGUGUAAACGGUAAAAAAAAGAGAGAAAUUGGUAUUUUUUGUAUGUAUUCUGGAAGAAAAAAAAAAAAAGAUUUUAUUGCAAAAAUUCCUAAUUUGCCUUAUUUUGUUCUGGUCGAAAUCCAUUCAUUUGUGCAUAAUAUCCACCCCUUUAAAAAAAAGAAUUGACAAGCUGUGUGCAAGCUUGCUCGGUCAUUUUGCAUCAUGUAUCCAACACGCAAUGUAUUGCUUUCAAAAUUAAAAGGAAACAGUAUAUUUAAUUUACA